AUGACAUCCUGUGACAAGGAUGUCAUCUGCGUAUUAAAGGAUGCAGGUUGUUUCUUGCAGGUGGAUAUCCGCCAAAGUCCUGAACAGGACUGCCACAAAGCGUCAGUGGUUGUCUGCAAUGUCCUGACUCAGGCUGGAUUUAAAGCUUCACACCAGCAACUACACUGUGGAUCCAGAUUUCAGAUCCAAGAUGUGUUUGGGGAUGAAACCGACUGGAUUCCCAACAUCACAGAGGAGGUAGCAAGUCUUCCAUACACACCGACUUGUAAUAGCCCAGAGGACAUGUUGGACAGAAGAUUGCAGCUACUCAAAGAGAUUUUAAUCAGUGAAGAGACCUACCUGAAUGAGUUGGAAACUCUGCUCAUGCCUCUGAAGGCUCUCAGGGCCUCAGCUGGUACAUCCCAGCCUGUAUUGUCCAUUGAGCAGGUCCAAACAGUGUUCUACCAGCUUCCAGAGCUCUUAGAUAUCCACACUGAGUUUCACAGAAACCUCAAAGCAAAACUACAGUUUUAUUUAGAUCUGGAGCCUGGACUUCCUCUGCAGCUGAGCCAUGAGAACCUUGACAUGACUGUGGGAGACCUCUUCAUCAAAUUUGUGAGCCAGUUAGGAGUGUAUAGAGGAUUCAUUGAUAAUUAUGAAAAUGCAGUGGACAUAGUGAAAAAAUGCACCCAGUCAGACCCACGAUUCCGAACUCUUGCCCAGAGCAUGAAAUUCACCAAAGGAUCAGACAAUUCCAGAGCUAUGUAUACCUUUGAAGCUCUCCUGUACAAGCCCCUAGACAGAGUGACUAAGACUACUCUUGUUCUGCAUGAUCUGCUCAAACACACGCCAGCUGAUCACCACGACAGUGCAGUGCUACAGGAAGCUUUACGUGUCUCAAGUAGCUUCCUGUCUGGUGUUAAUGAAGGUUCACAGUGCAAGACUUCUGUCACUCUUAGCAGAGGAGAGAGACGACAACUUGUGCGUGAUGGAUUUGUAGUGGAAGUCUGUGAUGGGGGACGGAGCCUCAGGCACCUUUUUCUUUACACAGAUCUACUGCUUUGUGUUAAGCUGAAGUGUGGGGCUAUGGGGAGGCAGCCUUACUACAGGUUUUGUUGGUAUAUGCCAAUAGCAGGACUCAAGAUGAAUUGGGCAGCAGAGACAGAAGCAUCAGCUGACCUUCAGCUUAAAAUCAGCAAUAUGAGAGUAAAGGUGUUCCACUUGAGGCAAACAUUCCAGCAGUUAAUGAAAGAGAAGAAGGAUUCGGUUUGUCGUGCUGCUGAUCGUUGUAGAAGAAAGCUCGAAGCAUGCGAAAGUUGGCUUGUCACCCACAAACCUUCUUUUAUUUUGGAGCUACAUAGCCACAGUAGUAAGAGUCACACAAUUCACUUUCCUUCAUUCUACGAGCUAGACGAGUGGAGAGAAGCAAUUAACACCUGCAAAGCAGAGAAUGUAGAGACAGUGCCACCAGACUUACUCUCUCUCACCAACUCCUGUGUCAAACUAAGAAUGACUCAACAGCUGCCACUUUGCUGCCUACAGCCUGACAAUGAGAAAAACAGCAUGUGUGGCAGUGUGGCAGUAAUUGUGCAUUCAGCCUGUGGCCUACAGCAGCCAGCCAGUGUCUAUUUGUGUGUUGAAGUUGAUGGCUAUGAGAUUUUUGACAGAAGAGCUCAGACAUGUCUUUCAUCAUACAGUCUGAUGCCACAGUGGGAUCAGGAGCUGGAGCUAAAGGUAGAUGGAGCUCAAACCAUUCGCCUGCUGUGUGUCUCUCAGUCAGAGGAGAAAAUUUUGGGCAGAGCAAUUAUACAGUUAAAUCCUGUUGAUACACUGAAAAAGUGGAAGAAAAUGAAAGUCAGUUUGGGCUCAAUAGAAGUGAUGCUGUCAAUAAAAUACUCACCCCAUCUACUCGAGCCUCCCAGUUCAGCCCCUCUUCAGCAAAAACCUGUGUUUUGUGUGCUAAUUGAAGAUGUAGCAAGACAAGAGCAUGUGCUGGUUCCUCAUAUAGUGCGCUCCUGCGUUGACGAGGUUGAGAGAAGAGGAAUGGAAGAAGAGGGUAUUUACAGAAUUUCGGGAGCCAGUAAUGAGAUUCAGACUCUGAAACAGGCAUUUAACACCAAUUACUGGGAGGCUAUGAGUAAGGUGAGAAGUGCGGAUGUGAACGUAGUGUCUGGCACUCUCAAGUUGUAUUUAAGAGAACUGCCUGAGCCUCUUAUUCCUUCUGAAUAUUUCCAGAGGCUCUCUAAAGCAAUGGAUCUGUCGGACACAAAUCUCAGAGCGACCACUAUGUUGUCUGAGCUACAAUCCUUCCCUGAUGUCAAUCGCAACACGCUUCUCUUUCUCCUACAUCACCUUAAAAGGGUUGCAUUAAAGGAGGAAAUGAAUAAAAUGUCUUUGAGUAAUCUGGCCACUGUGUUUGGCCCCACUCUCAUGCGCCCCCCAGUGGUCAGUCUAGAUCAGUGCGCUCUAUCAGUGGACAUCUCUCAAGAGGUUGAAGUUCAGGUCCAUGUGAUUUACCUCUACCUCCAGAUUCCUAAUCUUCCAGAAGCUCUCACUACACAACCACUGGAUACUGAGGAGGACUCAUGAAAGUAAAAUUACUGCUAUGUUCUAUAUAUGUACUUAUACCAUGGUCAGUCUGAAUACUCUAUUCUGAUUGGCUGGAAGGAUUGGGUUCAACCUGUUGAAUAUACAAAUAGUUCCAGUCAGUUUAUGCAGCUUUGUAAAUCAAUACUUUGCCUUAUAAACACUUGUAACUAUAUUGAGUCAUUCACUAUCUAGAAACUAUUUAUUAUAAUUCAAAUAAAUGUAAUCUUAUCAUCCUACUUUAUCUCAGUGUGUGAUUUAGAGCAAUCAGAAUUCUAGAUCUAACAUAAUAUAUAAAAUUACUUCCUAAAACUGAGUUCAUUUUUAUCCUUACAAAUUUUGCACUGCAAACAUCACUGACUGCUUUAACUUGUCAAUGCUGGCAAGAGACCAUGGUAUAAGCAGGAUAAUCCAUGGCUAGGUCUGUUUUACCUGAUAUUAAUGCAUUCCUCUUGGUGUAACGCACUGGUGUAUAUAUCUAGACAUUGAUUAUCCAUUACCUACAUAUAAAUUAUAGACAAAUAUUAGACUUUUUUUUUGAUAAGCAAUAUAUAAGAAAUAUAUAUCAUGUUUAUUUAUUUUAUUUAUUAUAAACAGAUUAAUUGUAACACCUUUGACAUUGCUGAGGUCAACAGAAAUUUUUAUUUUGU
Molecule: messenger RNA, 3215 nt
Organism: Silurus meridionalis
Lineage: Eukaryota; Metazoa; Chordata; Actinopteri; Siluriformes; Siluridae
Product: active breakpoint cluster region-related protein
Exons: 22
Coding region: 1-2568 (855 amino acids)
Biological process (GO): signal transduction; positive regulation of GTPase activity
Cellular component (GO): membrane
Molecular function (GO): GTPase activator activity; guanyl-nucleotide exchange factor activity
Source: RefSeq, a predicted model, not a curated record